GGGGCUACGAUCUUGUUUCAGCUGUUAUAUAGAAUGUGGUUAAACAAAAUUGAUAAACUUCUGAAUAUUAGAAAUUUGUAUUAAAUAGAAAUAAUAACCUUUUUUUUGUUUGUCAUUAUUGUAUUUAUAUUUAUAUAAAUAAGUAUUUGUAUAUAAAUAAAAAAAAACAAUGAAUAUAGUAUCGUGCACCACGUGGGUUAGGAGAGGUGUUGCUGCAGCUGUUCCUGAAAAGGUUGAACUAACAACAAAAGAAUUAGAAGAAAUUAUCAAACAAACACAAGUUGCUUUGCAGGACGAUGAUUCGGAUAAAGAAGAAGAAGAACAAUUAAUUAAAGAUAAAACUAAUUUGGAGAAAAAUAAGAUUGAAAAUGAGCACGAUGUGAAUAAUAGUUCUAUGGAAGUAGAUGAAUAUGAUUUUGAUAAAUAUGAUAAAGAAAGCGGUGAUAUACAUUGUAGUAUUGGCAAUAUAGUGUCAUUUGGAGAAGACGGUAAAGAUCCUCUUAUAAAAUCAGAAGAAACAGACGAUGAUUCAGAGAAAGAAGAUGACAUAAUUAAAAGCGAUGAUAAUCUAGUUUUGAUAGGACACAUUGACGGUGACGCCAGUAUAUUAGAAAUAUUUGUGUAUAAUGAAGCAGAAGGUUCUUUUUAUUGUCAUCAUGAUAUACUAUUACCAUCUUUUCCAUUAUGUAUCGAAUGGCUUAGUUUUGACCCAAGUGAUCCAAUGCCAGCCAAUUUAUGCGCAAUUGGAAGUAUGACUUCGAUAAUUGAAGUUUGGGAUCUUGACCUAAUCGAUUGUUUAGAACCAGCUUUUAAACUUGGAAGAAGACCAAAUAAAAAAAAAAAAUUGACUCGUAUAGGUCAUAGGGAUGCAGUGUUAGAUUUGGCAUGGAAUAAAAAUUAUACACAUAUAUUAGCAAGUGGUUCGGUUGACCAAACUGUUUUACUGUGGGAUUUAGAAAAUGGCAAGCCUGCAACUAAAUUUAAUUCUUUCAAUGAAAAAGUUCAGACUCUUGAAUGGCAUCCAUCAGAAACUCAUCACCUCUUAACAGGAUGUGCAGACAGAUUUGCAAGGCUGUUUGAUUGCAAAUUAGAAAGCAAUGCUAAAGAGUGGCAAACACCUGGAGAAGUAGAACGAGUUUUGUGGAAUCAUUUUGAUCCAAAUUAUUUUCUUAUUAGUACAAAUAAUGGUUACCUUGAAUAUUAUGACAUAAGAGAAGAUUCACCAAUUUGGCAAACCAAGGCUCAUGAAGCAGAAAUUACAGGAUUAUCUCUUAGCUCAUCAUAUCAAGGACUAUUAGUUACUUCAUCGAAUGAUAGCAUAAUCAAAGUAUGGGAUAUUCUUGAUAGCAAAGAUCCAUCCAUUAUAUGGGAAAAGAAGACUAACUUAGGUGCACUGCAAUGUCUUGCAGCAAAUCCAGAUAUUCCACUUGUAUUUGCUGUUGGUGGCGACAACAAAUCUCAUAAUUUUAAAGUUAUAGAUUUGUCUGAAAUAUCAGCAGUUAAUGAUAGAUUUAAAAAGAAAGAAAACUCUGUAAAGAGUGAAAGCCAAGGUACAAAAGAAGAAAUGAUGGAAGUGACUGAAGAUAUGGGAUCCAUGGCAUUAAAUAUGGUUAAUUCUUUGGGAACUAGUAAAAAAAGAAAAAAAUAAGAAAUCAAUAAUAAAUUUGGUUUGAAUUUUUAUAUAAGAGAUGUAAAUAAUUUACCUAUACUGUACAUUCAUUAUGUACAUAAUAUAAAUAUCAUAUAAACAUACUUUUCCUACAAA
Polistes canadensis is the source of this 1765-nucleotide messenger RNA. RefSeq names its product periodic tryptophan protein 1 homolog (gene nclb). Gene Ontology annotation, molecular function: protein binding. The record is from RefSeq and is a predicted model, not a curated record. The coding region runs from base 170 to 1648 and encodes 492 amino acids. Gene Ontology annotation, biological process: rRNA processing. The transcript has 11 exons. Gene Ontology annotation, cellular component: nucleus. NCBI's taxonomy places the organism in Eukaryota, Metazoa, Arthropoda, Insecta, Hymenoptera, Vespidae.